AUGAGGAAUUCGUCUGUGUGUUUCUUCUGCAAACGCCGUAAAAUCAAGUGCGACAAGGGCAACCCGUGCGCUGCGUGCGUCAAAUACAACGAGUCUGUUUGCGAGUACGAAAACGUGCAAGACCCCAAGUCCAAUGGCGUGUCGCUCACCUCCUAUGGUGGGGCGGUGCUAGACUUGGAUGUGCGUGUGCCCGCGUCCACGAGCUCUUCGAGCUUGAAUGCGGCCCCGAAGAGAUCCAAUAAGCGUACUUCGGAGGUCCAGGACGAAUUGGAGGUCCUCAAACGGAAAAUCUCCAUGUUGGAAAAGUCCGUGUCCCUCACCCAUAACUUGGAUGAUGACCUGAGACUAGCUGCGCAGGACCAGCAUGCGUUGUGCCAGCAAUUCCCACAACAGCAACAGCAGCAGCAUCCGUCGCUUCUGCAUCUGUCUCAGCUGAAAACCUCCGUAAAUUCGUUUCCCUCGCCAAUGCACCCUAACCAAUCUCAGAACGUGAACCCGUACUGGCUGAAUAGCAUGCCUAGCAACCAUUCCGUGAGGAGUGGUCACUCGACAAGUUCCAUGUCUUCCAUCACUACUCCUAAUCAUGUUGAUCUGUCCCCAAUUUGGUCGAAAUCUGAAGAUCUGAUGGUAAAUCUGAUAGGUUCGAAUCCGUUCCCGCCGGGCGUGUCUACCUUUUCGUUCCAUAGUAAUUAUGCCCCAUUUAUAAGUACCGGCACAGCUACUGCUCGCUACCUUCCUCCGCUUUGUUGGGUUUCUCUUGUCAGACUCGACCCAGCAAUGUCUCCUAUUUUCUGGUACAAGAAAGGCACUAUCCACAACCGUAUCAAGUACGAAAAGCCAAUACAGGCGUCUGAUAAGGUCUUUCAAGAUAAAUUUGCACUGAUAAAUGUCGAAACCGGGAAGUACGACAACCCGACGCGGAGACAUUUUGCGUCUGAAAAACUUGAGAUGGUGACACGCUUCAAUGAAUCCGCCCUUUUGGUAGGCUUAACUGUCUUUGAGGGUGAAAUUGAUCCUAACAGCGACAUUGCUCAGAAAAUCCGCCUUUUACUUCCCACCCGGAAAGUGAUUUGGCUUUUGUUAGACAGGUUUUUCGCUCGAGUGUACCCUUUCUACCCAUUCUUGGACCAAAUUGAUUUUGAGCAACAAGUGCAAGAGAUUUUGGGCUCUAGGAACAAAGAUCACGUACCUGUCAAGUCUCUUAACAUAUCAAAGAAAAUGGAUGUCAUCACAUGCGGUCUUCUAUUGUUGGUUUUGAGGCUUUCGUAUCUCUCAGUUUUCUCUAAUGACUUGAAUGAGAAUGAGGCUCUCUUCAAAGGCCUCAAAAAAUCCGAAGAUUCUGAGGAAUGCACUUUCAUAAUGGAAAACCCUAUACACAUAGACGUGAUCGAUAUCGCUCAACAAUGUUUGCACUAUUUUGGAUACUUGAGAUAUUGCAACCUUCCUAUAUUGCAGCUCUCGAUAUUCAUCCAAUUGUAUCAGUGCUAUGCCCCCGAAAAUGGAGAGGGUUAUGAGGAUAUCACUGUAAAAGGGCACACGGCCAUGUUAAUGAAUAUGGCUAUGAGUCUUGGUUUACACCGUGAACCUGAUAAUUUCGCUCUCUCAUCGCGAGAUCCAAAAAUCAAUCACCUUUGUCGUAAAAUCUGGUGGUAUCUAUUAAUACUUGACUCUCAUGCAACAACCGCCAGCGGUGUUGCACUUUGUACGAGAAGAAAUCAAUUCGAUACAAAACCACCUUUUUACACAGAAGGCUGUGCCAAUAUAAAAGAUAUUCGAAUGGAGAAAACCAUCAUUGGAAUUUUAUCGGGAUUCGACGCGAGAUACGAUGAUAUUUGCAAGCUUUCCGAUUUCAUUUCAAAUGUGGCACAGCCAAUAUCCGUUUCUGAGCUCACCGCUUGCUUGAAUCGUCUAGAAACUCGUUAUUUGUCUGAGUUCGCCAAUGGCCUCACCUUUGAAGAAUUACGUGGCGAAGCACUUCUGAAUCAAUCCAUUUACCAGGAGGUAACUCGAAGUGUCAGAAUGAAAAUUCUUUUCCAGAGCCAUGUAUUCUUUAUAAGUAUUGCUUUCCAUUUCUUCUGCUCAUUCGAGAAAUCUGGAAAUAUAGACCACGCGUAUUUCCAUCUCAAAAAGCUUCUUUACACCACAUUGAAGAUGAUGAUGCCAUAUUACGAUUCCUACGUUGAUGAAAGUCUGAUAUUCUUCAAACACACUGGCGACAAUACAAUAACGCCAGCAUUUCAAGCACUUCUUCACAAAUCUAUGAUUUACGUUCAAGCAAUUUUAAUAAGAGCCCGUUUCUCAAUACUACAAUGUGAGACAUCCACAUCUCACACUGUUCAACUUCUUAAUAAUCCACACUACAAACGGCGGUAUGAGUUACUUAAGGAAACUUGGGAUCUCGCUGAGAAGUGCCUCAUGAUCAUGACAGCCAAUACCACAAAGUUGGGAAAUCGUUUCUAUUACAGUUGGCGCUGCGCCAAAGCACAAGUUGUAUUGAAAGAGAUUAGGCAAGGUACAGACUACUACUUGAACUACAGAAAAGGACAAGAGAUAUACAUGCUUUUGACAAAUCCAAUGCUUGAAGACUUGAAUCAGCUUCUAAGAAGCGCAUUGGAGAGAUGUAAUGGACAUCAAAAGAACGCAACUCAAGAGGACCUCAGUGCCUCGCUGCCACCUGUUUUUGAGGAUGAAUCUGGCAGACCUAUGUCAACAGCUCCUAUGUCCGAUAUGAACUGCCCAUUCCAUGAGAACAACCUUUGGCAACAAAUGAUUAAAGUGAAACCCAGACUUCAUAAAUCCCUGAAGUAUAGUUUAACUCCUCCAACAGUGGACUACAAUUUGGGCGUCGACCUCAACGACGUGCCUACAUAUCAAAACGAGACUUUCUUCCCAGAACAGCAGUUCACUGGUCUCAAUUUCUUCGACUCUUUAUUUGAUGAUAUCAGUAAGCCGGAUUUUUGA
Australozyma saopauloensis is the source of this 2961-nucleotide messenger RNA. It is a transcript of the gene ZCF29, whose product is annotated as Zcf29p. Bases 1 to 2961 code for a protein of 986 amino acids. Gene Ontology annotation, cellular component: nucleus. Lineage: Eukaryota; Fungi; Ascomycota; Pichiomycetes; Serinales; Metschnikowiaceae. Gene Ontology annotation, biological process: DNA-templated transcription; positive regulation of transcription by RNA polymerase II. The record is from RefSeq and is a predicted model, not a curated record. The transcript has a single exon. Gene Ontology annotation, molecular function: zinc ion binding; DNA-binding transcription factor activity, RNA polymerase II-specific; RNA polymerase II cis-regulatory region sequence-specific DNA binding.